AUGUCGGUCAUCUCUGCUUCUCCUCCCAAAUCGAAGCUACUCAUCUCACGAGGCCAAGGUCCUUUCAAGCCGGAUAACAAAGGAAUACGGACGCACUACUUUAAUCGCACAGUAGAGAUGCUAAUACCGAUUCCACGUGAUCUAUCGCCAGAAUCCAUAACAGAGAUAUCUGCUCAUCUACGUCGUCAUUCCUUCCAGUAUCAGCAGAUUGUCAUUGCACCAACUCAAUUGAUUGCUCCUGCGUUUCUGGACAAGUAUAUACGGAAAUGUUGGACGACAGCCCUAACGUGUGAUGCACAAAUUGAUGCUGGUGAUGUUAUAGCAAUCACUCCUGAUGGUAAAAAGACGAGAAUGACGAUCUUGUGGCUGGAUGCAAGCUCGUACUUACGCCCUUCUGCCUCUUCCUUCUUCUCCAAAGGUCGCAUGAUUCUCAACCUAACCAAAGACACAUACGAGAGAGCUGGAUUGGUUGGCAAAAAGUGCAAAUUCAAUGAGUCUGCUGAACGAUUUAACGUGACUAUAGACAUUGCAAACACCUCCUUCAGUCCAAAAUCCAAACUCUACGACCGUGUGUUAUGGUGCUUGACACAUACAAUGACAACCUCAAGGACAUUCUUCGUAUCCUGUCAUGACAGAGAGACUGGUGAACCUGUAAAAGUCACAUUCGAACAACAGCAUGCCAGUACGAAAGAAUACACUACACCUGCCCAAAUACGGCAAAUGGAGGGCAUCAUGAUUCCAGAUAUCGGCACUUCACUAAAGACGCAAACUGAAGUGAAAUAUGCUGGCAUGUCAAAAGAUGAGAAGGAGGAAGAGAAUUCGAGGCUGGAGGAGUUGUUUGAGUGGUUGGGGAUGGUCGAGUUAGGUUCACCAAGAGUGUCGUUUAUGAGCCAAACCAAUCCAUUCAUAUGCGUAUAUGAACCACCGCCGACCUCGGCAUCAGGAACUCUGCUUGCAUGUAGAUGGCAGUCUAGUUUCAUUUCAUGUUUGUCUAUACAACGUGUGGUGGACGAUCUGCAAAAAACAAUUACAGUGCAUUCAAUACCUUGGGCAAGUGUCAUGGUAUGGGGUUUUGCAGACGCCCCAGUAUCAUGGGACACGUACGAACAUGGAUACUUCGCCAAUGGAGAGAACGAUUAUGCUUGUGUAUUUGGAAAGGAUUCUGGAUGGCUGUUGUAUCAAGCUGUUGGAUCGUUUGAUUCUGCAGCAUAG
This is a messenger RNA of Synchytrium microbalum, 1212 nucleotides long. RefSeq lists its product as uncharacterized. The transcript is spliced from 6 exons. Bases 1 to 1212 code for a protein of 403 amino acids. Gene Ontology annotation, molecular function: ribonuclease MRP activity; ribonuclease P activity. Gene Ontology annotation, cellular component: ribonuclease MRP complex; multimeric ribonuclease P complex. Gene Ontology annotation, biological process: tRNA 3'-end processing; endonucleolytic cleavage in ITS1 to separate SSU-rRNA from 5.8S rRNA and LSU-rRNA from tricistronic rRNA transcript (SSU-rRNA, 5.8S rRNA, LSU-rRNA); tRNA 5'-leader removal. Lineage: Eukaryota; Fungi; Chytridiomycota; Chytridiomycetes; Synchytriales; Synchytriaceae. The record is from RefSeq and is a predicted model, not a curated record.